CGAGAUCCUCCAGCAGCUUGUCCGACGUGCCAGUGACUACAGAAGGCCCAGUGUGUGUUAUUAGACGAUGCUAGUAGGAGUUGCGCAUAAACACCCAGCCUUUUAUCAGUAUUAAUCAUAUGCGCGUCAGGAUGAUUAUAGAAAAUGUUGACGCUCUGAAAUCCUGGCUUGCUAAACUUCUUGAACCCAUAUGUGAUGCUGACCCAUCUGCACUGGCGAACUAUGUUGUGGCGUUAGUAAAGAAGGAUAAACCGGAGAAAGAACUCCGAGCUUUGUGUGCGGAUCAGUUGGACGUGUUUCUUCAGAAAGAGACUACAGGGUUUGUUGAUAAACUCUUUGAUUGUCUAACCACCAAAAAUUAUUUGGGAAAUCCAGCUGCUAAAGAAGAAAGUAAAAUCCCAGUGCAGAAGCUUGAGGAGAAGGAAGAGCCUGCUCAUGUUGAAGACGAUAGGGAUAACAGAAGAAGAAGAAGCCCAUUGAGAAAUCGCUCAGACUUCAAUGAAUCAAGGGCUAGAGACGACCGCAGGAGAGACGACCGUAAGCGACGGGAACUGGACCGUCACGGGAAGAGCGGAGAGUCGUACCGGGAGCGACAUGAUCGGCGAGGAGGAAGCUCACGGGGAAGAAGCUACAGUCGCAGCAGGAGCCGUAGCCGAAGCAGCAGCCAUGGAAAGAGCCGAGAACGAGAGCACAAUCAGAGGAGAGCCGAGCACAGAUCCAAAUUUGAUCAGGAGCGGAAGGACGCAGAGCCUUACAACCCAUCCUCUGCCCACAUGGGUAACCCACACCACCAGCAGAGCCACCCACCCCCCCUGCUCCCCCUUCCCCUUCCCCAGCACCAGUUCCCCCCCUCAGGGACCCCCGCCGUCCCCAACGCCGUAACCGUGGCAGCGCCGGCUCACCUGCCCGACAGCACCACAGAGAGCUGGUCCACUUACUUCACCAACCACAAAGACGGAAAGACCUUCAACAAGAUCAGCACGCUCAAACACCGCUGCAGAGACUACGACGAGAAAGGAUUUUGUAUACGAGGUGAUCUCUGUCCGUUUGACCACGGUAAUGACCCUCUGAUUGUGGAUGACGUCACACUUCCUACCAUGAUCCCGUUUCCACCACCGCCAGUCCUGCCACGGAUGCCCAUGCCCCCCAUGACUGAACCCCCCCCUGGCAUGCCCAUGCCCCUCCCCCCCCAUGGGCAGCCGCCGCCUCCGGGCAUCUACCCCAUGCCAGGGCCUCCUCUAAUCCCAGCUACUGGGAUAGACACUCCACCCCACUCCAGAACCAGAACCUCUUCCCCUUUGGCCCUGCCUGGAGUGGGACCACCUCCUCCUCCACCUCCACCACCACCACCACCACCACCUCCUUCCUCUUCUUCCUCCUCUUCUGCCUCUCUCCAUCCUCAAUACACUCUCUCUGAAUACAGCUAUGACCCCGAGGCCUAUAACCCAGAGUCCCCAGCACUGACCGGCCCAGGCAGAGCUCAGUACCGGCAUUUCAUCCCUCGCAUCCAGACGCAGAGACCCAACCUCAUCGGCCUUACCUCUGGUGAUGGACAAAACUCACGAGCUAACAUAGUGAUUCAGACGGAGCCAUCUGUCCCGAGUGUGUCGAGCAGUGAGGCGAGGUACAACUCUGAGCAGGAGAACAGGAAGAGGUGUCUGCCGUCGGCUGAUGGCCCACUGGUCAAAAAACCCUGGAUGGACAAACAAAACUUCAAUAACCAGCAUAAACCCAUCUUCCCGAAAAAGAUUUAUUACGUCAACACCAAACUAGAGGUCCGCAAAAUCCCCCGGGACCUCAACAACAUCACCAAACUCAAUGAGCACUUCAGCAAAUUUGGAACCAUAGUCAACAUUCAGGUGGUGUUCGGGGGGGACCCAGAGGCAGCACUGAUCCAGUACACAGCCAACGACGAGGCUCGGAGGGCCAUCUCCAGCACUGAGGCCGUUCUCAAUAACCGCUUCAUCAGAGUCUACUGGCAUAGAGAGCCCACAUCCAGCACACAGGAGCAGGGACCCGGUCAGAACACGAACCCUGGCCAACAGCAGCCCACGACACACAAGGUCAUUAAGCAGCACCCUGCAGGAGCUUACGUGCUGAAUAAUACCUUCCCCAAACACCAGACUGCCACGGGAAUCAUGGGCGGCACUGAACCCACCAGCCCGAACCAAGAGCCAUCAGUGGGUUUGACGCCAUCUUCGAGUUUACCGAAGGGUCCGUUCUCACGCACGGUGUUGAAAACCGCAUCAAAGUCAUUAGGAAAAACGGGCAAAGCGCUGGAAGCUCAGGAGGUUCUGAAGAAGAAGCAUGAGGCGUUGAAACUGCAGCAAGACAUGAGGAAGAAGAAACAAGAAAUGGUUGAAAAACAGAUCGAAUGUCAGAAGGUGCUGAUAAACCGCCUGGAAAAGAACAGAGGGAUGAAGCCAGAGGAGAGAGCAAACAUCAUGAAGACUCUUAAAGAACUGACAGAAAAGAUCUCUCAGCUGAAGAAUGAGAUCAGCCCGACCGCACCAGCUACUGCCAACACUACACAAUCAAAGUCAAAAACAGACGCACAGAAAGAGUUGCUGGAUGCGGAGUUGGACUUCCAUAAGAAGUUGACGUCAGGAGAAGACACAACAGACCUGAAGAGGAGGUUGGGUCAGUUGCAGGUGGAGGCCACCCGGCUGGGCCUGAUAUCGGCGGGACGGGGCAAACCCCCAGCGGCACCGGCCCGGGGCAGAGGGAGGGGCAGGGGGCGGAGCCUCAGGGGGCGUGGCGGAGGCAAUCACAUGGUGGUGGACCACCGGCCUCGAGCCAUCUCUAUUAUCGGCUUCACACAGGAAGAGAAGGAGGAGCUCAUGCCGCACUUCGUGAAAUUUGGCGAGGUCGAGGAGCUUCACGACCACGACGCCACCAGUGUCGUAAUGACCUUCAAAACCCGCAGUGAAGCAGAAAAUGCUGCAAACCAAGGAGCAAAGUUCAAAGGUCGAAUUCUACAGAUCUCAUGGUACAAACCUAAAACCCCAUCUGUGUCCACCGAACCAGAAGAGGAAGAGUCCAAGGACGAGGUCAACGCUGCAGGAAUCCAUGUAAUGACGGAUCCAGUCAGCCCCUUUCUGCUUCCAGAGGAAGAGGAAGAAGAUGAUGACGAAGAAGAGGAAGACGAGAGCCGCUCAUGGAGGCGAUGAGGAAGGGGAGACGGCACCACUUUUUGUUCAAGGACUCUCAUUUUUAGUUUUUGUUUGUGAAGUUAAUUUAAACAUAUUUGAUUGAAUAAGACAAAGUGUCUUUCUUUUUUUUGUUUUUUAAAGACGGUUUUCAGUAUUUUGAGAC
Messenger RNA from Rhinichthys klamathensis goyatoka, 3315 nucleotides. RefSeq names its product RNA binding motif protein 27 (gene rbm27). Gene Ontology annotation, biological process: mRNA processing. Gene Ontology annotation, cellular component: nucleus. The coding region runs from base 120 to 3170 and encodes 1016 amino acids. Gene Ontology annotation, molecular function: metal ion binding; RNA binding. The transcript is spliced from 21 exons. The record is from RefSeq and is a predicted model, not a curated record. NCBI's taxonomy places the organism in Eukaryota, Metazoa, Chordata, Actinopteri, Cypriniformes, Leuciscidae.